Molecule: messenger RNA, 2417 nt
Organism: Durusdinium trenchii
Lineage: Eukaryota; Dinophyceae; Suessiales; Symbiodiniaceae
Source: the annotation of a GenBank genome assembly
GUGGGCAGCUGCCAUGCCAACUUUAAUGACAACGCACCAGGUCUCCAAGUUGUCCAGGUCUCCAAGUCCAGAUUCUGUUCGGCUGUUGCCAUUGCUAGUUGCAGGAAGACCCAGAGACCACCGUGCACCUGGACAUCGCCAUGGAUGGCUUGUCGGUGAGGCUGGCGGAUACUCAACAUGCCAGCUCUGUGCCUCGUGCCAAACUGGACCUCAAGGAUGUGUACCUGAAGGGCGGCAUUCGUCGCGGGAGCUCGGGCAUUGCAGCCUUGGAGUCUGGUUUGAAGGGAUCCUUGCAACUGAGUGCUGAGUAUUGGAAUCAAAGCCUCGGCAUCACCGAGCCCUUCGUGGAGCCCUGGCGAUUGCAACUCUCUGCCUCGCCCCACUUGCUUUGUCUUCGAGCUGAAGAGCAUUUAGUGCUAAACCUGACGCCUCCCUUGAUCCAAGCCUUGUCAGUGGCAUCGAAUUCCCUGGCGGACGCCAAGGACGAAGGUGUCGAGUUGCGACACACGGAGACGCCGGUGGCCGUUUGGGUCUAUAACCGCACCUUGUGCGAUGUGCGGGUAGCAGUGCGAAACCCUGAGGGGGAGCGAAGUGCUCCCGUCUCCAUCUCCCGCUGGGCUUACCAAGAGCCAGUGGCUUUAGAGCUCGCCACCAAGAGUGCUCCGUUGAGUGUGGGCACCAGCAGUGGCUGGGUCUUGGAAAUGGAGAUGGAGCUUCGUGGCGGCUGGUGGGUUCGACAAGAACUUCCCUUCAGCACCACUGGACGCAGGAUUCUCCGCGUGGAGCGACAGAACUGGUUGUGCGUCACCUUCUCAGUGGACGCCCGACUACUGGCGCCCAUUGUCUCCCUGAGCGGCAUCGGUUUGCUUGAAAACAUGACCAGCAGUAACUUGACCGUGUGUUUGGGCAAGGACAGCGAGGGCAAGGAGCAAACACUGGAACUCGAACCGUACCAACUUUGGAAUGCUGGCAUCGGUGGUGGCUAUGAGGUCACAUUGCCCUUGGACAAGCAUGGACACUUCAAGGCCAAGUUGCCGACAGAUUCUGACCCUUUGGACGAUAAGGAGAAGCUUUUGGAGCGCUUGGCUGGCUUUCGCUUCGUACUGCUGGCGCACGAGGGACGCAAGAAGAACGAACCAAGGGAUCGAGUGGUGGUGUGCGUGCCGAUGCUGUCGGUCCUGAACGCCUUGCCUUGUGAGUUCGAGUGCUCCGUGAAGAAUGUGAGGAAUGUGCCACACCAGUUCCUGAUGUUGAGUGAUGCCAAGAGCGAUGGCGACCGCACGUGGAGCACCGUGGUGCGCUGUUGCGGCCCACGAACGGACCGGCCAAGCGCUGACUUCCCUGAGCCAGAGCCGCCACAGUCUGGUCGGCAUGAAGCGGUCAUUCAGGAGGCCGACACAGCGGAGGCCCACACACAGUCUUUGACUCCGGGUCAACGCUUGGGCUUCAAAGACGUGGAUCCCGAUUUGCAAGUGGAAGUGGUGGUGCGGAUGGCGGGCUUCACCUAUCGAGCCUUUGUCCCUGCCAAGUGCUUGAAAUCCAAGAAUGCGGUCAUGCGGGCGUGCUCAGACAACGCGCACCUGCACUUCGACCUCUCAGCUCGUAGUCUUUGCCUCAUCGCCGAGGACUCCGCGGCUCCACCGUUGGCCAUGGAUUUGGAGUGGGAGAUGCACGGCGCAGUAUUUUUGGUCUACAGCCGCUACUGGAUCGCAGAUAAGACGGGUUGGAGUUUGGACAUUUGCUCCGCCAACACCGAGGGCAAGAAUCUCGAGUUCACUGAGCAGGCACGCGCCUGCGAAGUGCCCUCCACUGGCGCCUGGAAGGCCUUGGGACUAGAGGAGCUGGACGAGGACUCGAAGGGGCAAAAGCCACAUCUCGCACUCAUGAACCUGCAGUGGGAACAGAUUCAGCUACGCUUGUUAGAAGGCGGCAGCAAGAGCCUCUCAGGCUGGUUUUGGUCUCCAGAGCAGCCGGGGGCCUCCUUGAAAGCAUGGUGGGGCACUGGCGCGGCCAGCACAAAGGCAGCUCAGCUCAUGGAAGUGGUGGAGGAGGGCCAUGAAGAGACUGGUCAAGAUCCGGCAGAUUCACAGGCCGGGUGGUUCUUACCGCGAUGGACGCCCUUCGGGACUUCUUCUCCUGAGGAGGAGUCUUUGGAGAGCUUGGAAGAGACCGGUUGGUCUGGAUUGCUGUCCGUGGGCAUCCUGGGGAGCACUGGGGUUGCACAACUGCCUCCUGGAGGUUUGUUCUCCAGCAACGCCACUGCAGCAGAAGUCGGUGUCUCAGUGGCCGGGCUUCCGGCGCCCUUUGAACGAACCAAACUGGUCACAGUAGUGCCAAGAUACCUAGUCCGCAAUGAGCUCCCCUUCGCCCUGGAGCUUUGGCCGAGCCGAGGAACUGGCAAGAAAGCUCCAAACAUG